AUGCAUUCAACUGAAGAGGAGAGCUUGUUGAGUGAUUGCCUCCCUCAUCAACAUCAUUCUCAUCGUUACUACAACAAGCAAAACCAUGGCCAGCUGUCUCUUUCUGAAACUUCUUUCACUUCUUCCUAUGAUUCUUCAUCCACUUCAUCCUCCUCAACAACCACCUCCUCUUGUUCAAGUUCAUCAUCCAGUUCCUGCUCUUCAGCUUCUUCCUCAAGUCUCUCGUCAGAAAGUAGCACCGAUGGGUCAGAUACAUUUCUCCUUAGGAGACCUCAGCAUUCCCAGUCAUGUAAUAACAUUUCUGAAAAGCAAAAGUGCAUCGAAGAAGACACAACACCUUUGACUGGUAACAGAAGGCAUGUAGGCAAGCAGAAACAAACGAAAGACGAUUCCUCUAAUAAUGGCUUUAAGCAAGGCACCCAGAAGAAGACACAUGACAGUUUCCGCAAAUCCAAAUCGAUGGAGGCUCUCAGUCAUCCCUCAGAAAAGGAGGGUUAUGCAACCCAGGAAGAACAAGAAAGAAGAAAAAUUGAAGUAAAAAAGAAUUUGAUGAAGGAGAAAAUGAAGUUCUCUGCCUUCCUUAAUGAGAUCACUCGCCAAGUGCUCAGCCCAAUGAGACUUACAACUCUGGGCGUUACAGAUGCUCGGAAAGCAAGCGACACAGAGGCCACCUCUGUUAGAUCCAGGAAGUCUGAGAGCAGCUUAGACAGAAGCCGACGACAGAGAAGUCGCCCUGUCAGCGCCGACUCAGUUAACUCUAACCAGAAUUCGCACAUCCGUCAUGGUCUCAAACUUCUCAGCGUUGCUCCCACUCACCAUAUUACAAACAGCGACGCGGUCGGAAUCAAGGAGAACGUACUCAUCAGUGUCAUCACCAUAGCGACCGCUACAGCCCGAGUUAUCACAAAUACCCCCACAACAAAGGUCAUCAUCAUCACCGCAGAUGUCACAGUCCUGUCUUUUAUCCUGAUUGUGGAGAUCGCGACAUUUCCAGUCAUCACAAUAAACAUUCUCCUUUCAAUCACUAUGACGACAACAGUGAUGGAGACCACUACGGUGUUUCAACUCCCCAAAAUCGCGCCAACUACCGUGACCUGGCUAUUCACCAGCAGGAUGACCACCAUUUCCAUUAUCAAGGCUACUACAGCCAUGGUCACGUUCCUCGCCACAGAGAUCGUGACUUUGCUACACAUCACUGUGAACAACGCCGCAACCAAGCCCCCGCUCAACGCCAAAUUCAUGAUAGCUCAUCAUCUCACCACAAAGACCAUCAAAAUAAAGGGCACCACCACAGCAAUCAUUUCAAAACAAAACGUCCAACCACACCACGCCAUGGAAGCCAAGCCCAAAUCAGCGACCACAGUAAGUCCAACUCAAAACAUCACCAUGCAGACCACCAUGACCUUGCCCAUGGAGGAGGUCUCCACAGAGACCAUCAGCAAGCUCAACCUAGUGAUUUUGAUCUUCAUUGCCAUGGAGAACAACAUAGGUCUAGCCAUCAGCGUCAACAUGGUAACCACCACAGUCCAAACCCUCGGGAUAACCAGGGAGAUGAACAGAAUGAAUCACGACAACUUGACAAGAAGGAGAAUAAGCGUUCUUAUCCAGAACAACGCCAUGGAGUCCAUCACAGUCCAAAUCGUCCCCAUUAUCACGAAGACAAACACAGUCGAAAUCUUGAAGACCAUCAAAGUAAAGGCCAUCAACACCAGCAGAGAGACAAACACAACAACAGCGAUAACGAUCACCGUCAGCACCACCAUGGUGAGCACAAAAGCCCAAACAGUCAUCUCCAGCAUGAAACCCAUCAUAGCCGUGCUCAUCAAACGCACCAUGGACAAGCGCAUGAACAGAGAGUCAGAUGGCAGUCUGCCUCCACACCAGAAGAAGGAAGUUCUCAACUGCAAGCUUGACUCCUCAAAGAAAAUGAGUGGCCCCUGUGGUCGAGCUGAGGAACAAACCGACUUCACCGGCCCAUCAAUACCACAUGAAUCAACACAUGAAAUGGACAAAAUAAUGGUUCUUGAGAAAGAGAACGAAGGUCUACAGCAGAAUCUCUUGAAGCAAACCGUCAAGAUGGAGUGUUUUGGAGAUUUUUUAAACAGCCAUAAGCUUUUGGAAGAGGAGCUCCAGAGGACACGAGCAGAAUUGAGUGAUCUUACUGAGAGUUUUAAAAUACUCCAUGAGAACUGUUCGUCCACACAACAAACAAAUAGCCUACUGGAGCAAAAACUUAACUCUGUGACUAAAAGCAUGGAAGGAGAGCGUGAGCGGUUAAGCCGACGUAUUUCAGCAUUGACAGAACAACUGGCUUCUGCAAAAUUUGCCAACAAUGUGGACACAUUAAAUGUCAAUUCUGUGUUGAACAAAUCCAAUGACCAUUUUCUCCCAGAUGAUGCCAUUAAUCAGCUAAUGCUCCCUCUGGCUCCUCCGCCAGUCCAGUUCAUGGACAUCCAAAAUUAUGAAAAAAUCAAGGUCGCAGGACAGGAGCAAAGUCUGGGAUCGGUUCCAGAGGAAGAAGAGUCCGACUGGUCAGAAAUGGGGGACGAGAUCCCCCGAUUUAUACUGACAGGUUCAAACAGAAGUCAAACAUGGAUGCCCAGGGAUGGCGACAUGGACAAAGACAGUGAGUCAGGAGGUGAGGACAUUGUCCGACUUCAAUCUCCUCGACCUCUGCAGAUACCUCAUCUUCAGUUCACCAUCCACAAUGAAAUGUUCCCUGCUCCGCCAGCCAUCGCUUGCCCCUCCAGUUUACCAGGCGAAAGUGCAUUUAGGAUCACUACAAGUCAGAAUCUUGGCUCCACUAUACUGAUAAGAUCGGCGAGCCUGGAGGAAAUCCCGUUAGCGUGCCGUCAAAUGUCAAAGGAGCUGAGAGGCACGGAAGCCAUGAUGGACCUUCACCAUCCCGAGGAUGACACUAACAGUGAUUUAGAUAAUGAGAUCAUUCAUCAUUGGAGAACAAACAACAACCGGGAUGGGAAGCUAUCAGAGCCAGAAAGCGCUCCGUGCAGUCUGCAGUCAGUUGAACAGAUGCUCCACCAGUUCAUGUAUGAACCUCAGCCCAGUGAAGGAAUAAGUCAGAGCAGGUCUGAACUGCACGGCUGGACUGAAGGCAUGGCAGAGGAGGUGCUAGGAGGGGAGCAAACACAACUUUGA
This is a messenger RNA of Nerophis lumbriciformis (worm pipefish), 3156 nucleotides long. NCBI's taxonomy places the organism in Eukaryota, Metazoa, Chordata, Actinopteri, Syngnathiformes, Syngnathidae. The record is from RefSeq and is a predicted model, not a curated record.